CUUAAUUCUUAUUUAAGUUUUUACUAUCGAUUAUCAUUAACACUAUUUAUAUUAUGAUUUAUCAUCGUUACUAUUGUUACUCUUAUAGUAAUGAUUAAAUUUAAUCAGCUGUGAUUAGUUAACAUUUAUCUCUGACCGUGUAAACAAAUUGGGUUAACCAUUUUUAUCUUGAUUACGUUUCAAUUUGAUUUGUUUGAUCAAAUCAAUCACAACUCGUCCAUCAAUCAAUCAACAUCUAAUUAAUCAAAUUUAUCACAAUCAAUUGUUUCCUUUUAAUUUGUGCUAAUCAAUUACUAUCAACAAUCAACAUUUUCCAAGAUCAAUUGGUUUUACUUUUACUAAUCCUUUUGAAAUUUUUUGUUUCCACAAUUUGGUUCAUCAUUUUGUCCUGAAAACUUUUCUCGUGAUAAUCAAUUGUUUUCACAAUUGUGAUUGUGUCCUUGAUUCGGAUUAAUUUAGAUUCAAUUAAAUUUCUGUGUAAUUGUUAAUUUCACUGAUUUUCUCGUCUCUCUCUCUCUCUCUUUGUUUCCUCUGGUUAAGAACCAGAAAAAGUAGUUUUCUCAAUCAACUCUCUCUCUCUCUCUCCUUCUUUGUCUCUCUCUCUCUCUCUCUCUGGUUUUUGGGUUUAACCAGAAAAACGAUCAACUUGAUUUGAUUAUAAAUCUUUUACCUUUGGAUUACAACAAUUAACUUCUAUUGUUCCUCUGUGAUUAAUCUAAAUCUCUCUAAAUCAAUAAGCCAUGACAUCGGACGGAAAUUGGUUUGAUGCUUUUCGACCCACUGGAGGUUCACCUUUGUAUCUCGAUUCCAAUCGAACUCCAUCUUUGAUUGAUUCUCGAAUUCUGUUCAUCUUAUUAACAUUCACUACUGCAGAAAUUGCAUUCCUACUAGUAUUACCUGGAAUACGUAAAGAGAAAAUUUCAACAUUUAUCAUAGUGAGUUUAUCGUUGUUCAUUGGAUGUACAAUUACCGUUGCUCAUUGUGGUUCGAGUUGGCAUAUCGCCGAGACGUCAAUUUCUAGCGCUUAUAAGGCAUUUUCCAAGGAGAAAAUAUUUGCCGAUGUUGGUGUUUACAUCGGACUGAAAAGUGUCAAUAUAACAUUGAAAGCUAAGUCAACAUAUCAUAAGGACGCUGAAAAUAUUGAUUACAAUGAGCGUUUCUAUUGGAUCGGUGCUACCGAGAUGAAACAAGAAUAUCGAAGUGCUCUGGAAAAGGGACUUCCGUAUCCUAUUUUAACGAUAUUAGAAUAUUUAUCAAAGGGAGACGAAGGUUUCUGUUGGGGGAGAAAGUAUCGGCUAGCGGGUUAUUAUGGUUCGACACUGCUUAAUAUGGCCUUUUGUUUGUGGCUUUUAAUGAUUGUGUUACUUUGUGCUGUUCCAAGAUACGGAAUUUACGCUUUACAAUCAACGGGAGCGCUUAUGUUGUGUACCAAUGCCAUCUAUUCACUGCUUAUACCUCCUAGUCCUCUGAAGAUUCAAUUUCCAGGGGGAACUCUGAGUUUCAGCUACGGUUGGUCCUAUUGGUUAGUGUUGGGUGCUGGUUUAUCAGCGCUCACAAUAGGAUCGAUAAUCGUUUUGAUUGACAUUUUGUUUCCUAAUAAAUUUUCAACCAUUUUAGAGGUUGAUUAUGAUACACCUUAUAGAUACUUUGUUGGUAAUGAUGCUCAUCUUUUUGGUGGAUUAGCAAACAAUUGUAUCAACACUGGUACGUGUCUUCAUUCACAAAGUAAUGGUCAUCAUCAGAUUGCAUCAAUGACCAAUAGUUCAUCAACCGAAUCAACUUGUUGUGGUAACCACAAUACAAAUCUACGUCCAGGUAAUUGUCCACCUAAAUUACAAUCUUCAAAAAGUAAUGCUUCUGUUUGUACAACUGAAUCUUAUCCAGUUACUCGAGCUCAUACCAACAAUAAUAGUAAUCUAAUUGUCUCAACAACACGAGCAAUCAUUGAGAAACAAGGUCAAGAUAAUGAAGCAUUUGAUCAUGAAGAUGGUAACAAGAACAAUAUUCUUACAGGUAAAAGUGUCAAGAAGAACAGUCUCCAAUCAUCAUCUUCCGCAUCUUCAGCAUCUCCAUCAACAUCAUCGGCAACUUUAAGUGCCUCCGAAUCAACAUCAUCUUCAACCGGUGAAAAUCAAACCGAUGAAAUUAGCACUGAACUUAUUCAUGGUAAAAGAGCAAUUUCUUUAUCCAAUUUCGGUCGGUUCACCGCAGCUCGACAAGAACAACAACAAUCAACUCAGAAUAAUCAACAAUCACCUUUCCAAAGAUCCAACGAUGCCAUAUUCAUUAAAUCAUCUCCAAUUCCAGGUACUCACCUUUAAUUUAAAUGUUAAUGGAAAAACCAAACAAACUGACCGAAUACACAAUCGGUUUUGUUGAUGAUGGUCAACAAUUUAUCUGAUUUGUAUAUUCACCAACCAACACUAAACAUUUCAUACUCAUCAUCACGAACUCGUAUCAUGAACCAUCAGCAUAGAUACAUAAUAAAAGUGGUCAUCCUUUUGUUGUUAAUAACAAUUUGAUUUUUUUUUCUGUUGGUCCUGUUCAUUAUUCAUCAUGUAUUCUUAUCCUGAAUCAGAAUAUUGUUUUCAAGAUGAACUUUGUUGUUUUCUUCCUACUGAGCUGGUCAGUUGCGUGUGAGAAAAACAAUCUUACCCAAUUAGUACCUAACGUCCAGUUUUCACACUUUGGGCUCCGUUUGGUCAACACUUUCUCAUUCGUAUUCCUUUUUAUCUAAGUCAAUUUCAUUGUCUUCCCAACAUUUUCCUUUAUCCUCAUCAUCAUCUCAUCAUCUUGAUCUUCUCAUACACACUCACUCAUUCACCUAAUCAACUGAAUAAAUUAAUAAAGAAACUUUUUGCUUUUUCUUUCCAAAAUCGA
Messenger RNA from Panonychus citri (citrus red mite), 2880 nucleotides. RefSeq names its product dual oxidase maturation factor 2-like. Lineage: Eukaryota; Metazoa; Arthropoda; Arachnida; Trombidiformes; Tetranychidae. The record is from RefSeq and is a predicted model, not a curated record. Gene Ontology annotation, cellular component: endoplasmic reticulum membrane. The transcript has 3 exons. Bases 741 to 2321 code for a protein of 526 amino acids. Gene Ontology annotation, biological process: protein transport.